Molecule: messenger RNA, 1584 nt
Organism: Podospora bellae-mahoneyi
Lineage: Eukaryota; Fungi; Ascomycota; Sordariomycetes; Sordariales; Podosporaceae
Exons: 1
Coding region: 1-1584 (527 amino acids)
Source: RefSeq, a predicted model, not a curated record
AUGACCACCACCCCGUCGCCUCUACUCGCCAUACGGAGCAGCUCCCUCCAGAUGCUCGCCUCGUUGCUCCGUCUCCCGCCCGAGAUGAUGAUUGGGGGGGUAACCACGAGGGAGAUGCCUGCCCAAUGGCUCGCGGAGCAGAAGCAGGUGGUUGACUCGGGGGUUUUGCCUUUCGAGGUGCUGGCGAAACCCACCACCACCGCGAGGGAAGUGUCGUCGUCGUCCAGGUGGAGGAGGGUUGUUGCUCCGUUCUUGCUUACCGGCAGUCGUCAACGGGGGUUGUGUCAAGCCCAUGGUGGUCUCGAUUAUGAUCUUGUCAGGGAGGUUUAUGGCUUGGUUAGGAAGGAGGUCGUUGAUGGCGGGGAGGGGGUGAGGUCUUGGUUGAGGUUUAUUUCUCGGCGUCGAGAGGAAUAUAAACGGGAUGAUUGGAGGGAUGUGAGAGGGUUUGUUGAGGAUAUGGCGGGGGUGGUUGUGUUGAUGGAGGGGUUUGAGGUGGGUGACGGGGUGGAUGAGGAGCGGUGGGAGGGGUAUUUUGGAAGGGGGGUACGGAUGGAAGAUGUGAAAGAAAGGUUCGGGACGGGGUGGGAGAGGGUGGGAAGUGGGUGUUUGGCUUGUGUUUUGGGGGUUAUUGGCGGGAGGAAGGAGGUGGUUGUUGGGUUGAGGGGGAGUUGCUUAUCGCGGGCGAAGAGGAGGACGCCGAGGCUGGAGGGACGGUGGUUGGGGGGGUGGAUGGAUGGGGAGAUGGUGAGGGAGAGUGAGGUGCUGGCGGGGAGGUUGAGGGUUGUGAGGAGGCUGCAGGAGGGGAGGUCUGGGGGAGAGGGGGUGGGUAUGGAUUUUGUGAGGGGGGUUGAGGAGGUGAGGUUGGCUGACGAUGCUGGUCACCGAACUGGUGGCAAUGCGAUAUAUGAGGGUGAGGGCAGCAGGCAACUCAGCACCAACAACCCGUACAGACCUACUGACCCUAAAAGCCCAUCACCACCGGUACCACCACCACAAGAACCAUUCGGCGGGUUCGACGGCGCCUUCGAUUCCGACGAUGACCACUACCAACAAAUCCUCAACACCCUCGUUCCCCCCGGCAAUCAGAUCCAAAAUCCCAUACCACCACCAACACCCCCAUCCAUGAGUGACUCUAGAGACUAUCACCCCCCUCGCCAAAGCUGGACAGCCCCCAUACCCCCCCUUUCCCUCCCUCGCCGCUGCCCCUCACCCCAUCAUUCUCACCCUCCUGCAAACUUGAAUCCCCAAGUUCACACCGCCAUCAUCCCACCCCCCUCCUCAAGCUACUACGCCGACGAAAUCCUCAACCAUUAUCAGGAUUAUCAGGAUCACAAACCGUCAGCCAGAACAAGAUCCAGCACCAUCUUCUCUGGGAGACCCCGGCCAGAAGAAUACGACAGCUUGGUUGCCAUGGACAACGAUGAAGCGGCUUUGUUGUGUCGCCGUGAACAUCAGAAACGUUUGGACGAAUGCUACAGUGAGAAGAGUACAAAGGCGAGGCUGAAAAGGGGGCUCGAAAGGGGCAGGAGCAGUCCAGGAAGUGAUGGGGGCAGGACAGAGUGGGGUGAUUUCUGUCGGUUUUGA